Molecule: messenger RNA, 4029 nt
Organism: Eriocheir sinensis (Chinese mitten crab)
Lineage: Eukaryota; Metazoa; Arthropoda; Malacostraca; Decapoda; Varunidae
Gene: Zip48C
Product: zinc transporter ZIP11-like
Exons: 10
Coding region: 177-1220 (347 amino acids)
Biological process (GO): zinc ion transmembrane transport
Cellular component (GO): membrane
Molecular function (GO): zinc ion transmembrane transporter activity
Source: RefSeq, a predicted model, not a curated record
GACCUAUAUAAUAACCCCGAAAUGCGUCCUUGAGAGUGUAGACUGUAGAGGAAUGUUACCACCGCCGCCACACGUGUUCCGUUCCCGUCCUUGUCCAGUGUCAAGCAUGUCCACGCCUCCCCGCCCUCCCACGCCCCCUCUGCAGUAGAAAAGCUGUGGUGUAGGAAGGGAGCACCAUGAUUGCUGGGUUGUCCCCAGUGACCCAGGCCCUGCUUGGGACCCUCUUCACCUGGGGGCUCACUGCAGCAGGCUCCGGGGUGGUGUUCUUCCUGGCAGGAACCAAGAGGAAAGUGUUGGAUGGGAGUCUUGGCUUUGCUGCCGGUGUGAUGACGGCUGCCUCCUUCUGGUCCCUCCUGGCCCCUGCCAUCGAGCUUGCCGAGACAUCAGGGUCUUAUGGAGCAGAAGGAGAAUGGGCUUUCCUGCCUGUUGCCUUUGGGUUCCUCCUCGGGGCACUGUUUGUGUAUGCUGCCGAUGAGUUUAUGGGUGCAUUUGGCAUCCAGUCCUCCAAUGUUGUUAUGGGUCUUCAUCAGAGCAACAAGAAAACAGACGAUGGAGGUUCAUACGAUGGCCACACAACUCACCGCUACCCAGACAGCUCAAAUGUCAUUGGUGUAGGACAGGGCUCCAGUUCUAAUGCUUUCACCUUGAUCAACUUCAAUGAGGUGAAGCAGAGGAGGGGGGAGGCGGGGAGCAGGGCCGUGGGGGGCGGUCUGGAGGAUGAGGAGGACCACCACUACAGCAAGCCUGGCAGGGGUCACCUGUGGCGGCGAAUACUCCUGCUGAUCAUUGCCAUCACCGUGCACAACAUCCCUGAGGGGCUGGCGGUUGGGGUCGGCUUUGGGGCAAUUGGCAAGACACCUCUGGCAACCUUCAGCAAGGCCAAAAAUUUGGCAUUAGGCAUAGGAAUACAAAAUUUCCCCGAGGGCAUGGCAGUGAGCCUGCCACUCCGAGGGGCGGGAUACUCCGUGUGGUGGGCAUUUUGGUACGGGCAGCUGAGUGGGAUGGUUGAGCCUGCUGCCGGCAUCCUCGGGGCGAUGGCAGUGUCUAUGUGUGAGCCAGUGUUGCCUUAUGCCCUUGCCUUUGCUGCGGGGGCCAUGAUCUUCGUGGUGGUGGACGACAUUAUCCCAGAGGCACAAAUGGGGGGCAAUGGACGGCUGGCGUCGGGCUGGUGCAUCGUGGGGUUCAUUGUGAUGAUGGCCCUGGACGUGGCCCUCGGGUAAAGUGCCAGGGGCAGCAUGUGUGUGCAUUAGUGAGUGUGUGUGUGUAUGUGUGUACACAUCAUGAUGGCAGGCCUCGGUAACAGUGCAUUUUUUGUAAUAAGAAUGUAAAACUACUUUGUGAGGAAAGUAGAAAAUAUUUUGUGAUUCUACAAUCUCUUCAAAACACAAUCACACGCAUAACACAUCAUCAUGUAGCACUGUACUAAUAGUGUCCAGAGCUUUUAUACCUAAGGUAAUUAGAGGGAACUACUAUAUUGGCAUGAAAAAGUCACUUUGACAACAUAAGGAUUGUGUUUCUAGCAUUACUGAUGAUUGUCAAGUACAGAGGUUGUAAAAAACAGACUUUACAGUGUUGAGUUGCAUAAUAUCACUGUUUGCUAGCAAGGGAACUGAAUGUGUGAGAGGUGGUGCAUCUCUCAGUGGUGUGGAAUGCCGUGCCUUAGCAAUGUACCACUCUGACACCAAACCAAUAAGGCAGGAACCACAAGGGCCCAUCUGAUUCUGAAACCAAGAAUAUUUCAAAACAUUGACUUUGAUUACAUGACUUUGUUGAGAAAUGUGGAAAUAGUCAAAAGGGGGUAAUGAUAACAGCUGAUUCUCCAGGCUCAAACAUAGCCCAGUCAGUUUCAGGCUGAGCAAAGUGAUAAGUUGCCUGCAGGCAACAGAUAUGGUCCCGUACUGUUUGACACCAUUGGCAUUAAUUUUUGUGCUUUCGCUAACACCAAAAGCCAUUAUCAAGCACAAUAUGUACGGUAUGAACACAAAUGAUUUCUUGAUGAUUUACCGUCGACCUAGUACUCAAUGGAUUUUAAAAUUGUGACUUUCAAAAUAUAAUUUUUCUCUUGACAUCAUCAUGGGCACAUGUACACCUGUGAGGCUCUGAGCUUCAUCUGAGUGCAUAAUAAAAAGUUGUUGGCUGUGAUACAACUGAACUUACUCUUACGUUCAUGCAGUGUAGAGUUUUUGCCUCACUCAGUUCAUUUCAGCAUUUAUUGUGUGCACUUUUUAGAUUAAGACUUGCUGCUUGUUGUUCCCAGAUAUGUUUGGAUAGACGUGUGUAGAGCAGGUGUAGGUAGCUGAUGGAAGGGGAGGAAGGGUCGUGAUGCCUCCUGGUUGAUUUAGGCUUUUUUCUUUAUUCUAUAACACAUUAUUCAAUGCUAGAAUAUUAUUUUUAUCAUUAUAAUUCCCAUAGGAGCUUGUUAAGGGUGUAGCAAAGCUUUAGGAGGUAAGGCUUUAAACUCAGGAUUGCUUAGUUGAUUCUCUUGUUCCUACAUUCCUACAUAACAAAGAUGAAUGGGACUUUGUUCCUCCCCAAUGUUUGAUCAGUGCUCUUUGAUAGAUCACUGUCUUUCUUGCUCUGAUGAGAUUGUGUUAAUUUUUCAUGCAAUAUUUGAGUUUCAUUGCAUUGUAGUCCUGGUCAUCAUAUUAAUUUACGCAUACAUUAUCCUGGUGCUGGCUAUGAUGCACUGAGCUCAGCCUUGCUACUGAGGUGCCCAGAGUCGAGGAGGGACAGUGUUAUAAAAUUGGGAUGAUGCUCUUAAUGUAACGACAAGAUCUAGGCAUAAGAAAAUAAUUAAUAUGUUGCACUGCUGGUACUGUGAGGGUUGGGUUUUUCUUGUCACAAACUCUAACUCAAAUAUGUAGUUAUGUAUUUUGCAUAUAUUAGCUACACUAUCUGUUAAAUUUGUUACCUAUCAUAUGACAAACUUUAUUAAUAUUUCAUCUCUUAGCUCUAUACAGUCCUUAUUGAUUUGUCCAGUAUUGGAUUCUUUGGUUACUCUCAAAUGAAUGUGAUGAUAAUUGUACUGGUUUAGUUAUGGUGGGUGAUCAGUGGGUAACCUCAACACAUGGUUUGCUUAGAUGUGUUGCCCAAUGUGCUUCAGUCAGUGAAGUAGGAAUCCUGCAGGAAAUGUAGAGAGAAAUAUUUAAUUUUGUUAUGAUUUAAAUGAUUUAUGGAACUGGUUUAUGUUUACAAGAUUUUGUUUCUGUUAGUUGAGUUGAAGGAAAAAGUUGCUAAAUAUGUGUGUGUGUGUGUGUGUGUGUUUGGAGAGAGAGAGGGAGAUUUUUUUCCUUGUGCACAUGUCAGUCUUAUUCACCAUUUUAACAUACUGCAGCCAUUUCAGUUUGCCUACCUACCAUCCAUUUUCCAGAUAUCUCCUUCAACUGUCAUAAUAAUUCCACAUGUAAUAGCAUGUACCUCUAGCAUAAUUAUCCAUUUCAUCAUCUAGGUUUGCAGUGGUCACAGUUGUCCUCUUGCAUACAUUCCUCAGAAGUAUGGGCAGCUGCUGGGGGUGGGUUCUUGAGGCCGUAUUGUUAAGUGUAUCGGCACCUCAGUUCGCCUGUUUGAAAAGCCCCUCGUAGAUGUUGCUGGGAGUGUUUUGGGAACCAUGUAAGUUGCUGCCAGGAACUUUUUUUUUCUCCUAACUCCUUCAUUUCUAGUGUCUCAAAUUUGUUACUGAUGGAGUUGUUCCUUAUUUAUUUAAAUGUUAUUCUAGAGUUAGAUUUGUUUUUUGUUAUUUAUCUGCAUAUUGAAUUUUAAUUAGCAGUGAUUUGUUAUAUAUAUUGUGUAUGUAUGUGUGUGUGUGUUGUUGAAUAAAAAUGAUAAUUAUGUGAUGAUUUAUGUAAAAUUUGCAACUUAAUGAAAUGCAUAGCAUUUAUAUUUUCACCUUGCUCCUCAAUAACCUCCUGGAAGAAAGAAAAAGAAUACAAGGUGACUGACAGUUUUGAAAACUGUGUAGAACAGGGUGAAGAAUGCAAAUUGUCUUUGGGUUAACUACUGUUGUCUGAUUGAUUAAAUUUGACAAUUGAA